GCCACUGCAGUAAACAACAAUUAUUUACAUUAUUUUGUAGAACAUAAUUUACUGGGUAAUGGCUGAUUUAGUACGCGGAGAAGCCUCUGAAUCGGAUGAGGAGCUGCAGGACAAGCACAAGAUUUUCGCAGCUGAAGUUUCUGGUGAGGCUUCAGAGGAUGAUGAUGAAGACAUUUACGAGCAACAUCAAAGCAGCAGCAAGUUGAACAGCACUGCCUCCAUUUACAGGAAUAAUCUGCUGCAACGCAAACUGAUUGAAAACAACAUUGCUAUUUGGAGAUCUCUCGCCGCUUUCACCCGCAGCUUUGUCCUAAAUGCCUCCAAGCAACUGGUGACUACUGACCAAAUGCUCAUCAAAUCGCAGGUCAAUCUACAAUCGGCACACACAUCUCUCCAGCAGGCCCAGAGGAAUGCUCAGGAACUUCAGUCCAGGGUGGCUGCGGUGAUGACCAGCAGCUUCCUACCACACAUAAACACCCAGAAAGCUAGCUGAUUUAUAACCUAUGCUGUAUUUUCUGAUAAACGAUCAAAUCUAGGCUAA
Molecule: messenger RNA, 541 nt
Organism: Drosophila rhopaloa
Lineage: Eukaryota; Metazoa; Arthropoda; Insecta; Diptera; Drosophilidae
Gene: Blos3
Product: biogenesis of lysosome-related organelles complex 1 subunit 3
Exons: 3
Coding region: 59-493 (144 amino acids)
Cellular component (GO): BLOC-1 complex
Source: RefSeq, a predicted model, not a curated record